AUGACACGUCUGACAUCGCUACUUCUGAGUGCGUUGGCCUGCUUACUACCUGUGCAUUUGCAUUGCAUAUUUGUUCCUGAGGAGGACAACACGUUCUUCUGCGCGUCGAGCAGCUUCAAUGCGUUUCCCGGUAUCCCGAUACAUGCCAGCAAAGACUUGAUCAACUGGCGGCUCGUCAGCAAUGCUCUCAACCGUCCCGAGCAGUUGCCAACCCUUGCCAUUACGAACAAGUCCACCAGCGGGAUAUGGGGUUCCACGGUCCGCUACCGCGAAGGCACGUUCUAUGUGCUCACGACGCUCGUCUUUGACGACCAGCCCGAAACGAACUCCUCGCGCUGGGACAACAUGAUCUUCACCUCCAGGAAUCCGUAUUCAUCCGCGUCCUGGUCGCAGCCCGUGCACUUCAACUUCACUGGAUACGACACCUCGCCGUUCUGGGACUCUGACGGCACCGUCCACGUCGCGGGUUCGCACCCCUGGGAAGUUACUCCCGGAAUCACGCAGACGACACUCGACCUCGCCACGGGCGAGGUCGGCGCAAGCUACCAGUACAUCUGGAACGGCACAGGCGGCGAGGCGCCCGAGGGCCCGCACAUCUACUGGCGCGAUGGGUACUACUACCUGAUGAUCGCGGAGGGCGGGACGGGCCUGAACCACAUGGAGACGAUCGCGCGGGCGCGCGAGGUGGGCGGGCCAUAUGAGUCCAACCCGGCGAACCCGAUCCUGACGAACGCCAACACGAGCGAGUACUUUCAGACGGUCGGCCACGCGGACUUGUUCCAGGACGCGGAGGGGAACUGGUGGGGUGUCGCGCUGUCUACACGGUCUGGACCCGACUACACUGCGUUUCCGAUGGGACGCGAGACGGUGCUGUAUCCGGUUACGUGGGAGGAGGGCGAGUGGCCUGUGCUGCAGCCUGUGCAGGGAGAGAUGAGCGGUUGGCAUCUACCGAAGACGAACUUCGACGUGCCUGGAGAAGGACCGUUCGCUGACUCACCAGACUAUCUCACCUUCUCGCCUGGAUCCCUUUUGCCCAUCCAUCUUGUGCACUGGCGGCUGCCUAUCAAUACUUCGUACAUCAUCUCGCCACCCGGCCAUCCCAAUACACCCCGUCUUCUGCCCUCGAAGCUUAACCUGACGGCUCAUGAUGGAAAUUACGCUGGCCUCGAGGGUCAAACCCUACUCGCCCGAAGACAGACGGACACGCUGUUCGCGUACAGCGUCAGCAUGGACUUCGCACCAUCCCUUGAGGAAGAGGAAGCUGGUGUGACGGUCUUCCUGACACAGAAUCACCAUCUCGGUCUUGGGAUGGUGCUCCUGCCUUACACGAACACAAGUACAAACAUAACAGCGCUCACUCCAUGCUUCCGAUUGCGCUCCGUGUCCUAUAUCGCUAUCAAGGCAUCCAACCUUACGCACUACAGCUUCGCAGCGGGUCCUGCGGAUGCCCGCUCGCAGAUGCAGAUGAUUGGCUAUGGGCUCGCGGCGGAUGUCAGCUGGGGCUUCACGGGGACGCUGAUUGGCAUAUACACGACGAGCAAUGGGGGCGAGGGGACUACGCCUGCUUAUUUCUCGGAAUGGACCUACGUGGGGCAAGGACAAUACCGGAAUUGAGAGGACUCCAGUUCAGAUUGA
Fomitopsis serialis is the source of this 1635-nucleotide messenger RNA. RefSeq names its product glycosyl hydrolase. The transcript has 6 exons. Bases 1 to 1614 code for a protein of 537 amino acids. NCBI's taxonomy places the organism in Eukaryota, Fungi, Basidiomycota, Agaricomycetes, Polyporales, Fomitopsidaceae. The record is from RefSeq and is a predicted model, not a curated record. Gene Ontology annotation, biological process: carbohydrate metabolic process. Gene Ontology annotation, molecular function: hydrolase activity, hydrolyzing O-glycosyl compounds.